AUGUACCCUAGCCUGCCACAUCUUUCACAAGGGGCUAUAUUUGAUGAUGCUUGCUUGAAAGGACUUAAUGGAUUCCCAGAUGUAGUGGAAUGUUCAUUCGUGCAGUCAACAGUCACUGAGUUGCCCUUCUUUGCAUCCAAAGAUGAAGAAAAGAUUGAGCGUCUAGAGAUUACUGGUAUUGGUGACCCUUUUGGACUGGGUCUAGGUUUUAUUUAUGUUCGUGUAACUCCUAAGGCCUCAAUUUCAAAUGCAAUGGUGAAGAAGAAAACAGUUAUUGGCAAAGGAUCAACAGUAACUGGAACAGAUGCUGAUCUGCGUACAUUGAGCAUGGAAGCUGCAAAAGAGGUUGUUUUACUGCACCCUUAUGUUUGUAUGACUAUGAUAUAA
Fraxinus pennsylvanica is the source of this 387-nucleotide messenger RNA. NCBI's taxonomy places the organism in Eukaryota, Viridiplantae, Streptophyta, Magnoliopsida, Lamiales, Oleaceae. The record is from the annotation of a GenBank genome assembly.